Telopea speciosissima is the source of this 2293-nucleotide messenger RNA. Its product is annotated as serine/threonine-protein kinase Nek6-like. The record is from RefSeq and is a predicted model, not a curated record. Gene Ontology annotation, molecular function: ATP binding; protein kinase activity. Gene Ontology annotation, biological process: protein phosphorylation. The transcript has 14 exons. The coding region runs from base 196 to 2145 and encodes 649 amino acids. Lineage: Eukaryota; Viridiplantae; Streptophyta; Magnoliopsida; Proteales; Proteaceae.
UCUCUCUCAAUGAAGAAUAAGAAUCACAGUAGACUACUAGAAGGGAGCCUCUGUAAUCUGACAAUCUCCAAAGAAUACAAGUUUUGAAUUGUUACUGCCUGAAACUAAAACAGGAAAGGUUGGAGGGUUGUAGUGGUUGCCAUUGAAGCUUGCUUUUUGGGGUUUGAAGAGUUUUAAGUGUGAUUUUUUUCUUCAAUGGAGAGUAUAAACGAAGAAUCAAAAUCAAAGAUGGAAGAGUAUGAAGUGAUGGAGCAAAUUGGGAGAGGGGCUUUUGGGUCAGCGUUUCUCGUCCACCACAAGUCGGAGAAAAAGAGGUAUGUUUUGAAGAAGAUCCGUUUGGCUAAGCAAACAGUGAAGUUCAAGCGAACAGCGCAUCAAGAGAUGGAGUUGAUCUCAAAAUUGAAAAACCCAUACAUUGUGGAGUAUAAAGAUGCUUGGGUGGAAAAGGAAUGCAGUGUUUGCAUAGUGACAACCUACUGUGAAGCUGGAGACAUGGCUGAGAUGAUAAAGAAAGCUAGAGGAGCAUUUUUCCCUGAGAAGAAGCUCUGCAAAUGGCUGACCCAGUUGCUGCUUGCUGUGGAUUACCUGCACUCCAACAGAGUCCUCCACAGGGAUCUGAAGUGCUCUAACAUAUUUCUAACAAAGGAGAAUGACAUCCGCCUUGGUGACUUUGGACUUGCAAAACUACUCAGUAAAGAUGAUCUUGCUUCUUCGGUUGUGGGAACUCCAAACUACAUGUGCCCUGAGCUCCUUGCAGAUAUUCCUUAUGGCUACAAAUCAGAUAUUUGGUCACUAGGUUGCUGUAUGUUUGAAAUCGCUGCACACCAGCCUGCAUACAGGGCUACCGAUAUGGCUGGACUAGUCAACAAGAUUAACAGAUCCUCCAUUUCUCCACUCCCAACUGUGUAUUCCUCUGCAUUGAAACGGUUAAUCAAGAGCAUGCUGAGAAAAAACCCAGAACAUAGACCGACAGCUUCAGAACUGUUGAGGCUUCCGCACUUGCAACCAUACCUCAUUGAAUGCUGCAACCCUUCUUCUGUUCUUCUUCCAGUAAAAGCUGCAAAUAAUUCAGGGGAUAAACCAACUCAAAGCCAAUCAUCUAACAAGUCUAAUGCUGGAAAGGAUGGCAAAGGCAGAGAGUCAAGGGAAGAUGCACCAAGAGAGUCGAGAAGUAAUGGGGAAGUUGUCACAAACACUGAUGUCCAGCCAAGAAAUCUAAGAAACGUAGAUAAAACUGAGACCAAAAAGGAUGACCCAACAAGCUAUCCUGAGGAAGCAUCUCAUACCAAUGGGGGUGGAGGUAGUAGAGACAGUGAGAUGAUAGCUCCUAGUGGAGAUCAAGUCAAUGCCAAAUAUUUCCAACAAAUGGAAAGCACUGACACACAAAGCACCUCACAGAACACGCCAAUUAGUAAUGGAAAAGAUGAACACAGGGAGGAACCCUCUCCUGGACAUUCCCUGCUAGCAGAAGGGAUUGAUAUGAAAACAGCAGGAGUUAUCACAGAGGAUGGAUCAGCACUGUGUGCCCCAGAGGUUCUUGGGCACAAAGGUGAGGGUGCAAAACCACAAAACAUGCAGAAAGGAGUAUCAUCCAUUGCAGUUUCUACGGACCCAGUUGGAUCCCAUGAUGAAGAAACGUCAUCAUCAGCUGGGGCAAAUGUUAGUCAUAACACAAAUGUAGUAACACACAUCCACUGUAUAAAGCAAGUGGAAAAACCUAGUGACACUCCACCAUGUGCUCCCCCAGGCUGCAUUGCAUCAGGAAGCACAUUCAGUGGUGAUGAUGUAGGGCCAAAAACAGUUAAUACUGUCAAUCACGAGAAAGCAGGGAAUGGUAACAAUGAUGAAAUAAAUUGGGUUACCAAUGAUAUCUCAAUGAUGAGUACAUUGACAACUCUAAAUGGUGAUGACACAAGGGCUGAGUUGGAUAAUCAUAGCCAGCAAAGAGCUGACGCUCUGGAGACCCUGCUGGAGCUAUGUGCACAAUUACUUGACCAGGACAGACUUGAGGAACUUGCCGGCGUGCUGAGACCAUUUGGAGAAGAAGCUGUGUCAUCCAGAGAAACAGCAAUUUGGUUGACAAAGAGCCUAAUGACUGCACAAAAAUUUAAUGGGGGAAUCUAUAACUCAAGACCUGAGACCUGAGACUGUACUUGAAGACACUUAUCAGGGCCACCACACAACAUAAAUUUUGAAGGAGAUAACAAGUACCUGUAAUAUAUCCCACAUUUCCACCCAUUCCACAUCUUGUUUGUUGUCUUGUGUUAAAUAUAUUGUUGAUUAUAGUUUGCUC